This is a messenger RNA of Annulohypoxylon maeteangense, 1361 nucleotides long. Its product is annotated as aldolase. NCBI's taxonomy places the organism in Eukaryota, Fungi, Ascomycota, Sordariomycetes, Xylariales, Hypoxylaceae. Bases 341 to 1207 code for a protein of 288 amino acids. Gene Ontology annotation, molecular function: aldehyde-lyase activity; zinc ion binding. The record is from RefSeq and is a predicted model, not a curated record. The transcript has a single exon. Gene Ontology annotation, biological process: carbohydrate metabolic process.
GUAAACGGGUAAAGUAUGACCGUUAGUUCUCCUUGCCCCCCUUCCCCCUUUUUUUUGUCUACCAUCCGCCUUCCUUCGUCGGGAUAUGGGUAGCUACAUAAAGGUAUUAGGUACUUAGGUACAUCAUGUACGUAUUGAGGGAAAGUCCAUGUUGUAUUUGAAUAUAACUUCAAUCUUCGUUUUAACUCAUUCACUUACAACUUACUUACCUACCUACUUAUCUACUUACUUAUCUAUUUACCUAUUUACCUAUCUAUUCAACACGUUACGUUGUCAUACGAUAGUUGGAUUUUAAGGCACUUAUGAAAACGACUAUACAACGACUGUUCGCGAUACCAAUAUGUCCCGACCAGACCUAUCCAAGAAUCGUUCAAUGGCGAUUCUAAACAAUGCGCGCGAUGGCGGGUAUGCUGUACCAGGCAUGUGUUGCUACAAUAUUGAAUCGAUAAUCGCCACGGUUCGCGCAGCAGAGGCGGCCAAGUCUCCGGCAAUGGUCCUGCUCUUCCCUUGGGCCAUAGAGUAUGCCGGUGCAUCUCUCGUACGUGCCGCUGCCGAUGCUGCACACACAGCCAAAGUCCCGGUCAGUUUACAUCUAGACCAUGCCCAGACGCCGGAACUUGUUCGUCGCGCCGCCGAUAUUGAAGGCGCAUUUGAUAGCAUCAUGUGCGAUAUGAGCCACUACGAAAAAGAGGAAAACUUGGCACUCACUCGUGAGCUGGUCGCAUACUGCCAUGACCGGGGAAUCGCAACAGAGGCCGAGCCAGGGAGGAUCGAAGGUGGUGAAGAUGGCGUAGCUGAAACCGCUGACUUAGAAGCUAUCCUCACCACCCCGGAACAAGCCGAGGAAUUUGUAGCGACCGGUAUUGAGAUGCUAGCGCCCGCCUUUGGGAACGUGCAUGGAGAAUAUGGACCGCGGGGCAUUCGCUUAGAAUAUGAUCGUUUACAAUCGAUCAAUAAGGCGGUCGGCGAUAAAGUGCGUCUCGUCUUACACGGCGCCGACCCCUUCACCCAAGAAAUUUUCAAUAAUUGCAUAGAAGCCGGCGUUUCCAAAGUCAACAUUAACAAGGGUAUGAACAAACAUUACGCCGCCGUGCAGGAAGAGAUGCGUGGAAAGCCUCUCACGAGCGUCAUCGAAGCGGGUACGGACAGGAUGCAGGCUGCCAUAGAGCAGUAUAUGCAUUGGCUCGGCAGCGCCGGUAAGGCGUAAGUACCUACCUAGGAGGUAAGUAAGGGAUGGAUGUUGUGGGAUGUCUCGGAAUGUCUCUCGUUUAAAUAAGCCAGUCUUACUGUGCUAUCUUAAAAGGGAUAGGAGGGAGUAUGGGUAGUCCGGUCAUAAAUACCUAGAAGCCGAGAAGCUGACG